Messenger RNA from Lathyrus oleraceus (garden pea), 2437 nucleotides. RefSeq names its product putative clathrin assembly protein At5g35200. Gene Ontology annotation, cellular component: clathrin-coated pit; clathrin-coated vesicle. Gene Ontology annotation, molecular function: 1-phosphatidylinositol binding; clathrin heavy chain binding; phosphatidylinositol-4,5-bisphosphate binding. Lineage: Eukaryota; Viridiplantae; Streptophyta; Magnoliopsida; Fabales; Fabaceae. The transcript is spliced from 16 exons. Gene Ontology annotation, biological process: clathrin-dependent endocytosis; vesicle budding from membrane; clathrin coat assembly. The record is from RefSeq and is a predicted model, not a curated record. Bases 434 to 2068 code for a protein of 544 amino acids.
UUCCAACUCCAACAACAAUAGCAACUAUAAUAAUAUAAAUAUAUAUAUUAAAAAUAACGUCACAGACGCCGACGACCAACCAAACUAAGCAGCUCAUAUUCUCUGUCCACACUUCCGUUCUCUCUCUCUCUCUCCUCUUCUUUUUCUCUCUUUCACAAACCUUCACCUUUUACGCUUACAUACAAAUUUCAAUUUCUACCCUUAGAUCCUGCUUCUGCUUCUGCUUCUGCUUCUGCUUCUCUCUUUCUCAACAGCUUACUCACUCCUGCAAUUUUCUGUGAGCUCGCUUUUUCUUAACAAUGUGCUGUUUAUUUAUUUUAUUUCAAUAUCAAAAUUAAAUGAUCCUGUUCUGGUUCUUCUUGUUCUUGUGUUAUGUCUCAAUUCUUCAUUUCAUGGUUUAAGAAUUUUGGAUUUGUGAAAGGAAAAAAAAAACAUGUCUGGUGGAACGCAGAAUAGUUUGAGAAAAGCACUUGGAGCUCUUAAGGAUACCACGACAGUUUCAUUGGCUAAAGUCAACAGUGGUUACAAGGAGUUGGACAUUGCUAUAGUUAGAGCCACAAAUCAUGUUGAACGCCCAGCUAAGGAAAAACACAUUCGAGCUAUAUUUUCAGCGAUCUCAGCUACGAGACCUAGGGCUGAUGUUGCCUAUUGCAUCCAUGCUCUUGCCAGACGAUUAUCAAAGACACAUAACUGGGCUGUUGCAUUGAAAACUUUAAUCGUCAUUCACCGGGCUCUGAGGGAGGUGGAUCCCACAUUUCACGAAGAACUCAUUAAUUAUGGAAGAAGUAGAAGUCAUAUGCUCAACAUGGCUCAUUUUAAAGAUGACUCCAGUCCAAAUGCAUGGGAUUAUUCUGCAUGGGUUCGCACUUAUGCAUUAUUUUUGGAGGAACGGUUGGAAUGUUUUCGUGUGUUGAAGUAUGACAUUGAGGCAGAUCGUCCUAGGACCAAAGAUUUGGAUACUGCAGAAUUGCUAGAGCACUUGCCAGCUUUACAACAACUUCUCUAUCGAGUCGUUAGUUGCCAGCCACAAGGGGCAGCUGUACAUAAUUUUGUGAUUCAGUUGGCUCUCUCGUUGGUUGCUUCAGAAAGCAUUAAAGUUUAUCAAGCUAUUAGUGAUGGAACUGUUAAUAUGAUUGAUAAGUUUUUCGAGAUGCAACGUGAAGAUGCUCUGAAAGCUCUUGAUAUAUACAGAAGGGUUGGAAUGCAGGCUGAGAGAUUGUCAGAGUUUUAUGAAAUAUGCCGCAAUCUUGAUAUUGGACGCGGAGAGAAGUUUAUUAAAGUUGAGCAGCCCCCGUCAUCGUUUAUGCAAGCCAUGGAAGACUAUGUGAGAGAUGCUCCCCAGGGAGUAAUAGUUCGCAAGGAUCAGUCCAUUGACAAUAAAAUUGCCUCUCCAAAAGAAGUUUUGGCUAUUGAAUAUAAAAAGGAACCAGAAGUGCAGGAGGAACGUUCUCUCUCUCCCCCUCCACAGCCUGAACCUGUGAAAGUGGAAACACCACCAGUACAACCACCACCUGAUCUUUUGAAUAUGGAGGAUUCUGUUCCAGCUGCUGCAGAGUUGGAUGAGAAGAAUGCCUUGGCUUUAGCCAUCGUUCCCGUCGCUGAUCAACAACCUUCUGCUGUUUUAAAUCAUGCAAAUGGAACCACUGGUUGGGAAUUGGCACUUGUUACGGCUCCUAGUUCGAACGAGAGUGCUACAGCAGCUAGCAAAUUGGCCGGAGGUUUGGACCUGCUUACACUAGACAGCCUAUACGACGACGCACUCAGAAGAAACAACCAAAACGUUAGCUAUAAUCCAUGGGAGCAAGCACCGGCGGGAGGCAUGAUGCAACCUGCAAUGCACGAUCCGUUUUUCGCCUCUAAUAGAAUGGCUGCUCCACCUUCAGUUCAAAUGGCAGCUAUGUCCAACCAGCAACAGGCUUUCAUGUAUCAACAGCAACAGCAAAUGAUGAUGAUGCCUCCUCAACAACCAUCUGGAAAUCCUUUUGGAAAUACUUACGGAGCCGCAGUUCAUCCUUAUGGCUCAGGUAUGCCAGUUCAAUCAUACAAUCCAUAUACAGGCCUCAUCUAAACAUCUUUUGUGGACAACAAAUCCGCGAAAAACACAUACUCUCCGUGUUUGUGAAGAAUGGACAAAUUUGUAUCAUAGAUUCCGUGUGUGCCGUAGAUAGCUAGAGUGAAAUUCUUUAUGAAUAAAUAUCAGAAGAGGGUUUUGGCUAUAUGAUUUUUUAUGUACAAGGUAAUUGUUUAUCAGACUUAGAAUUUGUUUUAUCCCUAAUGAUUGGUUAGAUGAAUUGGAAUGUAUUGUUUUCGGUUUCCAUUCCAUGUAUAUGGUGGCAACUAUAUUCAUUGUGUUUUUCACACCAACAUUUAUCUGAUGAAAAUAUAUGUCAAGUCUGAGAACUGAGUAAAUAUGGUGUAAGGAACAAUUUUUCAUUCA